Messenger RNA from Lasiodiplodia theobromae, 1959 nucleotides. RefSeq lists its product as uncharacterized. The record is from RefSeq and is a predicted model, not a curated record. NCBI's taxonomy places the organism in Eukaryota, Fungi, Ascomycota, Dothideomycetes, Botryosphaeriales, Botryosphaeriaceae. Bases 1 to 1959 code for a protein of 652 amino acids. The transcript is spliced from 5 exons.
AUGAGCGACUCCGAGCUCUCCUCGGUGUUGUCGUCGCCUCCCGCCAGCGACGACGAGGCAAAGGCCAUUGGGCCCAUGGACAAGUUCCUGCAGAAGUCGUCGGCCAAGAAGAAGAUGGCCGCCGCAACCACCGCGCAACCUCCGCCGAGUCCGCCCGUCAAGAGGAAGCGCUCCCCCUCUCCACCGCACGAGGAGGUCCUGGCCGACAAUCCUAUCAUACCUGUCAUCGUCACGUUCCGGGCGCGCCUGUCCGAUGCCUUCCCGCCCAAGUGCCCUCACCUUGGUCCUCAGGAUAUCGAGAAGGGGAUUGUUGAUUCUGCCCCGUCGCCGCAAGUCGAAAGCCUGUUGUGUGCGCUCCUUGGAUUCGCUCUCAACCGCAAGAAACCCGUCGAGAAGGGUCAUUAUGGCCGCGCUCUCGAGGAAACAAUGUCGACCUACAAGUCCGAGUGGCCGUACUCCUGGGGCGGAAUAAACCCUCUGUCUGGCAGCCGUUCUUUCAACGAUAUGAGCCCCCAGGACCGGUUGUCCGUCCUGCAAGCCAUCAUCCACUGGUGCCUCCACGGUUCGGAUGUUAUCAAGGCAAUCAUCAAAGAGAACUAUAAGCAAAGCCGCCAUGACGACGACCUGAACCAGCCGCUUUCUGUGCAGCCCUGGGGCGUGGAUGGCGAUAAGCGUCGCUACUGGCUCAUCGAGGGGAAGGACGACACUCCAUUCCGCUUAUACCGCGAGAGCAACCCGUAUCACAAGAAGGUUCAGUUCCGUAGCGUAGCAGGCUCUAUUGAAGAGCUGCGGGAAGUCGCCCUCAAGCUGGCAAAGGAUGGUACCCAGGCGUCGCGCAGGCUCGGCGAGAGGAUCAACGCCGCCAUCCCUCGCUUCGAAGCUACUGAGGAUAAGCGCAAGCGGCGUGAGUAUCGCAUGCAACGCAAGGCACAGUUUGCUCGUCCUGAGCCUGGCUUCUCGCUGUACGAGGGCCGCACUCGUGGCAAGCGCAUGAAGUACACUUUCUCCGACGAGGAAGAUGAGACUUCCGACGCACUCUCCACUCGUCGCUCCACGCGCCGUGGCACUCCGUCGGACAACAAGCCGAUUGUGACUUCCAGUGGCCGUCAAGUUCGCUCUCGCAUGGGCGGCCUCUACGGCGAAACUCUUCUUAGCGGCCAGAACACGGAACUAGACUCCCCUGGUACCGCGGACUAUGAGCGAUCUGACGCCUCCGAGGGCAUGGGCGGCCGCGCCACUCGCGCCGGUCGCGGCAGGCACGGGGUCCCCCAGCGCAGCAGCAAGCACAUCGACGGCUACAACAGCAUCGAUGAGAUGGACGAUGAAGAAGAAGUGGACGAAUGGGACGGAGGUGAUGAUGAUGACGAUGAGGACUUGGGACUCAACGACGACGAUGAGGAAUCCCUUGCCGAUGACGAGUCGGAUAGCGACAACUACGUCAAGCCCAAGGGUAGUCUCGUGGUCACUCUGCGGAUCCGCCCCGAUCGCCUCGCCGCUGCGAGCAGCCCCCCUCCGCAGCCGAGCAGCCCGCCCGCUACCACCGAAGAGGUUGAGGACAAGAUGGAGAUCGACAGCGGCGUUAACGCCAACACCCAGGCAACUGCUCAAACUUCUGCUUCCUCUAUUGAUACGCCCGCUCCGUCCGUGGAAUCCAAGGCCCAGCCCGCUGCACAGACUGCGGAUUCUGUGUCCAAGCCCACAUCUGGAGAUAAGGUGGCUGCCGAGCCGAUCGCAAAGCUUCCUUCACCCCCUGCUAGUAUCAAUCUGAAGUCGGAGCAACCAGAGGUCAAUGGCAGGCAGGGAAUCCCGAGCACGAUGUCCGCAGAAACUGCUCCGAUUCACUAUCCUGUGCAGCAGCUUCAGUACCUUGCACAGACUGAUCACAGCCUCCAGCCACCCAGUUUCCGGGUCCAGGAUGCAGCCAUGACCGAUCUCCCUCCUACGCACACGUCGCAAUGA